Molecule: messenger RNA, 1220 nt
Organism: Effrenium voratum
Lineage: Eukaryota; Dinophyceae; Suessiales; Symbiodiniaceae
Source: the annotation of a GenBank genome assembly
CCGCGGUGAUCUUCCAAAGGGUCGCACAAAAAGAAGGGCCGCGGAAGAACGCGCGGGCCCCGCCAUGGCGAGAUGAGCGUGACGCGUUCCAGCAACAAGUGCCAGGUAGAGUUCCUCGAGCCCGAACUUCCGGACAUCCGGGCUCCUCUGGACCCGCGGCUUUUCGCCGCGGCGCCGGCGCCGGCGCCCAGCGCUGCCAGCGCGCCUUUGGCGCGGGAGCCGUCGCCGGAGGCGGUGGGCUUGCUGCAAUGCGCGGUGGCGAAGCAGCUGGGGCGUUCCGUGAAGAAGGGCGAUGUGGAGUACAGCUUCGAGGUGGCUGCGGGGCAGUUCGUGGCCACAGUGGUGCUCCCCGAGGAGCUGCAGAUGGGGCCCUUCAAGGGUGAUCCCGAGGUCAAGAAGGCCGGUGCCAAGAAGUCCGCGGCGGAGGCAGCGCUGGCAGACCCGGGCUGGGGCAACUUGACCAAAGGCGCGCCAGACGCGCCCGUCGUGGCCAUCUCUGAGGCUCGCCGGAAGUGCAACAAGGCGCAAGGCGACGCGUUUCAGAAGCCCGCGCAGCGCAAGGCCAGGGAGGCCGCUCGGAAUGUGAAGAUGGAACCCACGGAGAAUCCUGUAGGCAAGCUGAAUGAGCGGCUCUCGGCCAUUGCCCGCCGCACGCUCACGCAGCAGGAUGUCUCCUACAAUUUCACGGCCGGUCAGUACGGCUUCGCCUGCACAGUGAGCGUCGACCAGGCGGCUCUGGGCAUCGAUCCUGGGCACCUGAUCCAAGCCGCCGGGGACGUCGCGGCCUCGAAGAAGGAGGCCAAGUCUCAGGCGGCUGCCGCGUUGCUCGCGUGCCCGAAUCUGGAGGAGUACCUUCCCCUGCCGGAGAGGCCAAAGACGGAGAAGUCCGAGAGACCUUCGGUGGUGCUGCUGCAGCAGGUGCUGCAGAAACUCCUCAGGAGGGUGCCCACAGAGGAUGAUCUCAUCUACACCUUCCAGGAGGACGCCUGCGGGUCCUUCGUGGCCUCGUUGCAGAUCCCCAUCAUGCCCAAGCUGGCGACGGUCCUAGGAGCUCCCGCGCCCUCCAGGCACGAGGCCAAGCAGCUGGCGGCCUGGGCGGCGCUGCAGCGGAUCCUCGAGAGCUGAGCCGAAGGCCCAAAGGAGCGGAGGCUGCGAGCCUUGAGCGAACCUUCGCCUGAGCCUUGCUGAGACGAACUUCGCGUGCAAGUGGCGAGCGAGAA